AACCAGGACUCUUACAACCAGGGGUCUUACAACCAAGGGUCUUACAACCAGGGGUCUCACAACCAGCACUCUUACAACCAGGGAUCUUACAACCAGGACUCUUACAACCAGGACUCUUACAACCAGGACUCUUACAACCAGGGGUCUUACAACAAAGGACUCUUACAACCAGGGGUCUUACAACCAGGACUCUUACAACCAGGGGUCUUACAGCAAGGACUCUUACAACCAGGACUCUUACAACCAGGGAUCUUAGAACCAGGACUCUUACAACCAGGACUCUUACAUCCAGGACUCUUACAACCAGGACUCUUACAACCACGACUCUCUUACAACCAGGACUCUUACAAAAGGGACUCUUACAACCAGGACUCUUACAACCAGGGGUCUUACAACCAGGACUCUCAGAAAAGAAACUCUUACAACCAGGACUCUUACAACCAGAUCAGGUCUUACAACAAGGACUCUUAAAACCAGGACUCUUACAACCAGGGGUCUUAAAACCAGGACUCUUACAACCAGGACUCUUACAACGAGGGGUCUUACAACCAGGACUCUUACAACCAGGGGUCUUACAACCAGGACUCUUACAACCAGGGGUCUUACAACCAGGACUCUUACAACCAGGGGUCUUACAACCAGGACUCUUACAACCAGAGGUCUUACAACCAGGACUCUUACAACGAGGGGUCUUAGAACCAGAACUCUUACAACCAGGGGUCUUAGAACCAGGACUCUUACUACAAGGGGUCUUACAACCAGGACUCUUACAACCAGGGGUGUUACAACCAGGACUCUUACAAUCAGAGGUCUUACAACAAGGACUCUUAAAACCAGGACUCUUACAACCAGGGGUCUUAAAACCAGGACUCUUACAACCACGACUCUCUUACAACCAGGACUCUUACAAAAGGGACUCUUACAACCAGGGGUCUUACAACCAGGACUCUCAGAAAAGAAACUCUUACAACCAGGACUCUUACAACCAGAGGUCUUACAACAAGGACUCUUAAAACCAGGACUCUUACAACCAGGGGUCUUAAAACCAGGACUCUUACAACCAGGACUCUUACAACCAGGACUCUUACAACGAGGGGUCUUACAACCAGGACUCUUACAACCAGGGGUCUUACAACCAGGACUCCUACAACGAGGGGUCUUACAACCAGGACUCUUACAACCAGGGGUCUUACAACCAGGACUCUUACAACCAGAACUCUUACAACCAGGACUCUUACAACCAGGGGUCUUAGAACCAGGACUCUUACAACCAGGGGUCUUAGAACCAGGACUCUUACAACCAGGGGUCUUACAACCAGGACUCUUACAACCAGAGGUCUUACAACCAGGACUCUUAAAACCAGGACUCUUACAACCAGGGGUCUUAAAACCAGGACUCUUACAACCAGGACUCUUACAACCAGGACUCUUACAACCAGGGGUCUUACAACCAGGACUCUUACAACCAGGGGUCUUACAACCAGGACUCCUACAACGAGGGGUCUUACAACCAGGACUCUUACAACCAGGGGUCUUACAACCAGGACUCUUACAACCAGAGGUCUUACAACCAGGACUCUUACAACGAGGGGUCUUAGAACCAGGACUCUUACAACCAGGGGUCUUAGAACCAGGACUCUUACAACCAGGGGUGUUACAACCAGGACUCUUACAACCAGAGGUCUUACAACAAGGACUCUUAAAACCAGGACUCUUACAACCAGGGGUCUUAAAACCAGGACUCUUACAACCAGGACUCUUACAACGAGGGGUCUUACAACCAGGACUCUUACAACAAGGACUCUUACAACCAGGACUCUUACAACCAGAGGUCUUACAACCAGGACUCUUACAACCAGGACUCUUACAACCAGAGGUCUUACAACCAGGACUCUUACAACCAGGGGUCUUACAACCAGGACUCUUACAACCAGAGGUCUUACAACCAGAACUCUUACAACCAGGG
Messenger RNA from Porites lobata, 1966 nucleotides. NCBI's taxonomy places the organism in Eukaryota, Metazoa, Cnidaria, Anthozoa, Scleractinia, Poritidae. The record is from the annotation of a GenBank genome assembly.